Vicia villosa (hairy vetch) is the source of this 1483-nucleotide messenger RNA. Its product is annotated as protein WALLS ARE THIN 1-like. The transcript has 6 exons. The coding region runs from base 462 to 995 and encodes 177 amino acids. Gene Ontology annotation, molecular function: transmembrane transporter activity. The record is from RefSeq and is a predicted model, not a curated record. NCBI's taxonomy places the organism in Eukaryota, Viridiplantae, Streptophyta, Magnoliopsida, Fabales, Fabaceae. Gene Ontology annotation, cellular component: plasma membrane.
UAAAUGCUUCAAGUUUAAACGAUUAAACAAAGGCCUAAGUACUUCAACUCAACUAUAACAAAACCAAACAAACGUUUGGAGUUCGCUCAAAACAAAAACCUUCAUAACAGAGAAAUUGCGGAAUCGCUCUAUCAUCGGCCACGUUUGGAGUUGACCAAGCCAUCACCCGUUACAGUUUACACCAUGAUUAAUCUUCUUCGCAACGAUCUACUCUCACAAUCGCAACCACCGAUCGAAUCUCUGAACCCUAGCUUGUACUUUUCCCCUUUCAACUCAGAUAUGAGAGCUUGCGCUUAAAUAGGCUUAAUGGUAUAGCUAAGGUUCUUGGAGUACUUGCUUCUGCUGGAGGAGCUUCAAUCAUUACCCUAUACAAAGGACCAACAAUUUAUGCUCCAGAAUCACCUUUAGCAGUACAUCAGGGACAAUUCUUGUCUCUAUUUGAGGACUUCAAUGGGAAAAACAUGAACUUGGGUGGCAUUUUUCUCUUUGGUCACUGUUUGAGUUGGUCUGGUUGGAUUUUGAUGCAUGCAUUUGUUCUGAAAAAAAUUCCAGCACAACUCACUGUUUCUGCUUUUACUUGCUUAUUUGGUAUUGUGCAGUUUGGGACGAUUGCAACAUUUCUUGAGAAGGAUCCCAAAGCUUGGCAGCUCAAUUCCUUUGAAGAGGCCUAUUGUAUUUUGUACUCGGGAGUGGUGAUUUCAGGAGUGGCAGCAGCAAUACAAAUAUGGACUAUUAGAAAAGGAGGGCCAGUGCUUGCUUCAAUUUAUCUUCCCUUACAGACAUUGCUGGUAGCUUUUUCUAAUAUUUUUCAAUUACUGCAGGGACAUGUUAACCAUUUGCUUAAACUUGAUGGUGCAAAGGAUAGGUUGCAACUCUUCAAGGCUGAUUUAGUAGAAGAAUGUUCUUUUGACUCUAUUAUUCACGACUGUCACGGGUCUUUCAUAUUGUUUCACUGGCUCGUUUUGUUGUUGACAACCCUCAUGUGGUGGAGGUAAAUUGGAAUCGGCGGGAAGUGGUUGAUCCGACGGUGUAUACCGGUUUGCUUGGUACGGCUUUUACUUGCUUGAGGUCGUUUGAGGUUACCGGUUGCCGUGAGGAUUUGUUGUUAUGCUCGGAGAUUAUUGACAUGUGUGUCACUGUCGCACGUGCCUCCCUCAGACACGUGACAUUUGUGUGGUAGAGGAGGAGUAUGUGCCCUUGGAGCUGUCGUUGCUAAUUACAUGGAGGAAGAUCAUAUGGCUUUUGUGUUAGACUACUUGUUUUAGUGGUAACCAUAAGCUCUGUCAGCUUGCAAAUGGAGAAUUCAAACACUUGUUCCUGUGACUUGAGCUUUUUUACUUCUGUUUUCUUUAGAAAUUUUGAGCUUUUUUUUUACCACAAAAAUAAUGAAGUAGCAAGAAAUACUACUUGUUAUUAACUUUGUAGUAGAAUUUAUAGUAACUUAUUGUUCAAUAAAUUUGUCUUAUUAAAAUUCAAAACAUUU